AUGUCAGCCAACACCGACUCUGCUUCCCAGGACGUACCCUCGGUUUCUUCUCCGGGUGCCGAGCCUGUUUCUAAACCCAAAGGUAAAACCCUUGUGGAACCAACUGCCAUGGAUAUAAUACCGGCCAAACCCAAUUAUAACCAUGAAUUUGCCGUUGAGAAGGCAGUGCAAAUUGCGGAUAGGGGCUUGCCCAAGGGAUCUGUGGAGCCACGAACCGCACCAACGGCUGAGCCUGCCACACCGGGUGUGGAGGAUGAAGUUCCUUUUCCACCGGUUACCGAGUAUGUCCAAGCUGCGAUUCCUCUAAGGUCAAUUGAAUUUAUUGACAUUUCAGGUGAUGUUUCACCCGAGGCGACGCCUUUGGUGAAGAGGCCUAGAAGGUCCGAAACAACCUUGGAAAUCGAGUCUUCCCAAAGGGUUGAAACGAUCCUAGAAGUUGAAGUUACCGCGGCAACCGACCCGUCGUCUAGUGCCGACCCAGCCAUUGCGACCGAGGUACUUCCAACUGCUGACACUGCUAGAGCUGUUCCGGCUUCUCCUCCUGCUCCUUCAUCGAGGCCGGAUAACCUCGAUGAUAUGCUUGCCGGUACUCCUCCUGCCACGGCCGAAGCCUCGGGUUUUGGUCAUCUUCAUAUUCCACGAGCUACGAGGGUUGCCAACCGGUCCACUGAAACAGGUGCGCGGUCAAAACUUGUUGACAUUUUCCCAGCCCCGAGCGUAGAACCGAGGAGGACUAGGUCGGUUGUGGUCACCGUCCCCGAGGACUGCAGCUUUUUAUCGCGUCCCGUGGGGGUUGCAAGUUACCUAAGACCUCUUAUUUCAGAUUCAGACAAGGAAAAGAUGGAGGGACUCCCAUGGCAAUGUCUUAUAAACGAGGGCAUGCAUGCGGGUAAUCGGAGUGUUGUGCUUGUAAAUGAAGGCUUCAUCCGAGCCCAACGCGAAGUAGAGGACUUGAAGGGUCAGCUUGAUGCUCAGAGCCGGGAAACUGAGAAGUUUAAGCUGCUUUUGCAGGAAAAGGAGGACCAGCUGAGCCGGGCAGUCCCUCCUCCGAACCUUCAAUCCGAGCUUGAGGCAGCUAAAGCUGAUAACCUCCGUUUAAAGGCUGAACUUGAUGAUGCGGUUGAAAAGAAUCGGCUCCUGGAACAGGAUAACAUAAACCUUGGCCGAGAUAAUGCCAAUUUUGCUACGAGGCUCGGCGAAUUUGAGGCUACUAUCGCCCAGCUUCGAGGUGAGCUUAACUCGAUCAAGGCCGAUGCCGAGAAGGCGGCAGAAAAAUUUCACCAGCUCGAAACCGAGAGAGCCACCGAGAGAGAGAAGCUGAGGGUAUUAGAGGAGAAAGUCGAGACUCGGGCUCGGGCCGUUGAUGAACUUAAAAGCAAGCUCGAGGAGGCUACUGCGGCCAAUGAUCUUCUUCAGACCGAGCUUGAAUCCGUCAACCAGGUUCGAAUCACUCUACUUGAGGCGAAGUUCGAAUUGGAAGAGAACCUGAAAAAAGCUGAGGCCGAUCUGGAAGAGUCUCUCAAAGAUAUGGAGGCUGCCGAGGCUCACACUACGCUUUCGAUCGAGUAUGAACGUUGGAAAUCCCGGCGAGUUACCCUCGAGCAAGUAGAAAGGGGUUUGGGGGACAUCCGGGCCCGGAUACUUGAAGCCAAAGCUAUCGAGGAUAAGGCCAAAAAAGCCCUCGAUGCCAGCUCCGACGAUGACUCCGAGAAGACCGUUUCUGAGGAUUCCGGCUCCAAUCAUACUGGGUAG
Messenger RNA from Lycium ferocissimum, 1752 nucleotides. RefSeq lists its product as uncharacterized. Bases 1 to 1752 code for a protein of 583 amino acids. The transcript has 4 exons. Lineage: Eukaryota; Viridiplantae; Streptophyta; Magnoliopsida; Solanales; Solanaceae. The record is from RefSeq and is a predicted model, not a curated record.